UAAAGCAGCAGAGGCGAGUAAAAGUGGCACAGUUAAAAUUGCUGACAGAUAAGUCCGCCAACAGUUUUCAGUCUACUGCCAAAGUCAACCGGUCGCCAGUCGGGAGGAAACGCGUGUUUGUUCUUUAGUUUCACGUUAGUUCAGUGGAAUUCUGAAAAGUUUAAGUUGCAUAACAUUGGUAUCUUAGAUUGGCCAAAGGAACAAAUUCAAAAUGUCCGAUUUUGCCAGAGUCGAUAUCGAUCAGCCUAAAUAUGAUCAAAGCACAUAUCUGAAUCGUGCCAAACACUUCUUCCUCCUGACAAAUCCACUCAAUUUGUUGGCCUCAAAUGCCGAAUUGGAGAGAGCCAAGCGCAUUGUGAACGAUUACCGUGCCGGCAAGCCUGUACCUGAUGUCAAGAAUGUCGAGGAUUUGUGGAGAGCCAAAUACUUGUAUGACUCCGCCUUCCAUCCCGAGACCGGAGAAAAAUCAUUGAUUAUUGGCCGUAUGUCCGCCCAAGUGCCCAUGAACACCUUGAUUACGGGAUGCAUGCUUUCAUUCUACAAAACGACACCGGCUGUGGUCUUCUGGCAAUGGGUCAAUCAAACAUUUAAUGCCGUCGUUAACUACACAAAUCGUUCCGGCUCAACGCCCAUCUCCAAAGAGCAACUGGUGACCUCAUAUAUUUUGGCUACCGGUGGUGCUCUGACUACUGCUUUGUCCUUGAAUAGAAUAGUUAAGAAUUUGAAUCCAUUGAUUGGACGCUUAGUACCUUUGGCUGCUGUGGCAGCUGCUAAUUGCAUCAACGUGCCAAUGAUGCGUUUGCAAGAAUUGAAGAACGGUGUUACUCUUCUGGAUGAACAAAAUAAUGAAAUGGGUAUUUCAAAGAAGGCUGCUGCUGUUGGCAUUACAGCUGUUGUUGCUAGCAGAAUUGCCAUGGCUACUCCUGGCAUGGUACUCACACCUUUACUCAUUAACAAAUUGGAAAAGGGAGGUUUCCUCAAACGUUUCCCCAAGGCUAGUGCACCCAUCCAAACCCUGUUCUGUGGCUUUGUUUUGAUCUUUGCCACACCUUUAGGCUGUGCAUUCUUUAGCCAAAGGGCUGCCAUUAAUGUUGACAGUUUGGAACCGGAAGUCAAGGAUGAAAUUAAGAAGAAGAAUCCCAACAUGACUGAAGUAUGGUUCAACAAGGGUUUGUAAGGCAACCCAACCAAAAUCUAUCAUCUAUGGCCGAGGCAAUUAAAUUGGCCGUAUUGCCUCAAUUCUACUCAACAAAUGGGAAAAAGAGCUUAGCAAAUUUAAAAGAAGAACAUUAGGAACCCGUUAAUUAUUCUAUUACAAAAAUAAAUGUGUUUGACAAUAAUUUGCAGUGACAACUACAGCAAAGAAAUCGUUAAUAAGUAUAUCAAACAAUAAUUAUUUACGAUUAAGUUCAUCAAUCCUAGUUAAGUUCUCAAUGUUGGUCCUAGAGACAAAACAAAACAAAAAACAAAUCAAUUUAAAUGUGUUCCAGAUGUGUUGUUGUAUAUUUCAUUUCAUUGUAUUCCAAUGUAUCAAUUGCAUUUAGUUCACUCAGUGUUUAAAUCUUCUAUUUUAGUUAAGUACUAAUUCAAAAUAUUUCAAUAUUUGAAUUUGUUAUUCCAAUUUAAAUUAGUAUAGCAACCUAAUUAAGUUGUUAUAUUUAAAAUAAAUAAAAAAAAUAACUCAAAGAGAUUAGCGUAUGUAUGUAUAUGCUACUAACUAAUUCAAAAUAAUAGAUUUUGGAUGAUUUCUAUUAUUUUGCCACUCUUUCUUGUGAAACGAAAACAUUUAUCAUUUUAGGCGUUGAAAAUACUCUUAAAACCUUUUUUGGGGGACUUUCUUUAAAAUAAGUUUCUGGUUUGACAAUGUAAAAUUAUAAAUUAUUUUUACAAAAUAUUAUAUUCAAUAAAAGGAUCAGAAAAUAAUGCAACAACCAUCUUAAAA
Molecule: messenger RNA, 1942 nt
Organism: Musca domestica (house fly)
Lineage: Eukaryota; Metazoa; Arthropoda; Insecta; Diptera; Muscidae
Gene: Sfxn1-3
Product: sideroflexin-1-3
Exons: 8
Coding region: 212-1177 (321 amino acids)
Biological process (GO): monoatomic ion transport; serine import into mitochondrion
Cellular component (GO): mitochondrial inner membrane
Molecular function (GO): monoatomic ion transmembrane transporter activity
Source: RefSeq, a predicted model, not a curated record